CUCACUCACUCACUCACUCACACACCCACUCACUCACUCACUCACUCACUCACUUACUCCAUCACGCAUUAUUAAGCGUGAUUUAAAGGACAACUAAGCACACAAAAUGCCGAUUAAGCGACGCAAAUGUGUACUGGGAAGGAGGUGGAACUGACAACAUUCACUUUACAUACCAUGCAGGUUAUCAACAUGACGUCAUACAAAACACACGCACAAUGGCUUCAGAAUAACAGUAUCAACUUCGACUGGGUCACCAGUGCCAAUCACACCACUGUCGAGAUCGUCAACCCCAGGCCCUUUUAUACUGUAGGGGACAUUCUACACAUGGAAAUCAUAGCUAGGGACGGCAAAGGCAGGCGCAAACUGUACGGAGGUGACUACUUCCAAGCAGUGUUGAAGAACAGCAGUAUAAAAGGUAGCACAGCAGGUAGGAUCCGGGACCACGGAAACGGAGUGUACACCAUCACAUUUGUACUAAGCUUCGCGGGGACUGUGACUCCAGAAAUACUCCUCGUCCACGUCAGUGAAGCUGUUCUACUUUUGGAACAGUUUAGAAAAGUUCCCAACAAAAGGAAGUGGUAUUGUGGGUUCCAGGAUGGAGAAAAGAAAUUAAAAAAAUCAUGCACCUUUUUUGCCAACCAAUCCAUGUCUUUGACCGACCAGUGUGACUUUUCAGCACCAAACACAAGUCGAACGUGGUUCUGUGAAAAGCCCAGAGACGUCCCAUGCGAAGCAAUCACUAGAUGCCAGUCAACCAAAUACUAUGAGGCAGUCGACGCGAUGGUGUCAAUUGAACAGCGAAAACUUUUUCAAAGUCCAUUCUGGAAGGCUAUACUCUUCUGCAGGAAUGCAACAGUUCUUGUUAAACCGAACAAUGAUGCGAUAUCGUCCUUACCAUCAUGUAGGCCAGGCAUGGCACGAGGUCAAUCAGAGGGAUAUUGGAGUAAUGGACAGUGGAACUCAUUGACGUGCAGAGCAAAACAUUUUGGGGCACAAAAUAUUUCGACAUGUCUAGCUAACCGUACGGUUCACUUUCUGGGUGACUCGACCAUCCGUCAGUGGGCCGAACGCCUGGUACAGCGGGGAAUUGUGGAACAGGGACCUGGUAACCGUAUGAAGGGACCGUACACUAACAUCAAUCGUCUUCAUGGAUUUCAGAUUUCAUUUCGUUUCCACACGGUUCCACAACAAGGCAGUGCACAAUUUACAUUCAAGAACCUUACAAAGAGAGGCGUAUCAGUGGAGAUAAAAGAUAUGAUCGGGGGUCCCCACCUUGUGAUUGUACUGAGCUUGGGCGCGCACUUUGCAGCAGAACCCAUUGAAGUCUAUCGCUUACGCUUAGCUGAAAUAAAGUCCGCUAUUGACGAACUACAAAGAAGAUACCCUGGAACCAAAGUCAUUAUCAAGACGUGUAACACACGAAGUCAGCGCGACUACAGGGAUAUGGUUAUGCAGUCUGAUUGGCUGUUAGACCAACUAAACCAGGAAAUUAGGAGCAUUCUGGGAAAUUCCAAAGUCACCAUUUUGGAUGUGUGGGAAAUGACCAUGAGCAUGUGGUACCGACACAACAUACAUCCCCCAAGGCGAGUGGUUGACAAUGAGAUCAACCUACUGAUGUCCUACAUAUGCCCCAAUGAAAACCCUGACCUCACGUGACUCGGAUCAGGAGCCUCCACUGGGAGGUCAGCCACGCUCAGUCCGGGCUGCGUUCUCAAGCCGUCCUCGAUUCGGCCAACGAAGUCUUUAAUACUAGCUUCACUGUUUCACCCACCCACCCACAAAGUGGUCUCCAAUGUUUGUGAACACCAUUAAAACUUCUUCCAAACCCG
This is a messenger RNA of Branchiostoma floridae (Florida lancelet), 1829 nucleotides long. Its product is annotated as NXPE family member 4-like. The transcript has 3 exons. Lineage: Eukaryota; Metazoa; Chordata; Leptocardii; Amphioxiformes; Branchiostomatidae. Bases 127 to 1656 code for a protein of 509 amino acids. The record is from RefSeq and is a predicted model, not a curated record.